GCUGCUCCUGCAGGAGGUGCAGGGCCCGUGUCAGGAUGUCCUCCAUGAUCCGGGACUCCCCCCUCCUGGGGGCUGAGGCUCCGCCCCCCCAUAAGCCGUGUGACGUCAGCCGCAGUAUGAAAGGGCGGGCUCCUGUCCGUGCGGACCUCAGCGGGUCAGACCUGCAGGUUUGGAGUCAGCCUCGUCUCAGAACCCGUCCGGGUCCAGAACGACCCGAGGAAGGCUCAGGCAUGGAGAGGGUCCUGAGGAGGUGCCGGAUCCAGAACCAGCUGAUCCGGGAGUGCCUGGCUGAGUGUCUGGGGGUCUUUGUUCUGAUUCUCUUCGGAUGUGGAUCUGCGGCGCAGGUGACCACGUCAGAGGAACGCAGCGGCCAGUACCUGUCCAUCAAUCUGGGCUUUGCUCUGGGGGUCACGUUUGGGGUGUUUGUGUCACGGGGAGUCUCAGGCGCCCACCUCAACCCCGCGGUGUCUCUGAGUCUGUGCGUGUUGGGCAGACACCCGUGGAUGAAGCUGCCCUUCUACGUCUUCUUCCAGCUGUUGGGAGCGUUUCUGGCCGCCGCCACCGUCGGUCUUCAGUAUUACGACGCCAUCAGGAGCUACGCAGGAGGUCAGCUGACUGUGACGGGCCCCAGAGCCACGGCUGGAAUCUUCUCCACAUACCCAGCAGACUACCUGAGCCUGUGGGGGGGGGUUGUGGACCAGGUGAUCGGCACCGCCGCCCUGCUGCUCUGCCUCCUGGCUCUGGGGGACCAGAGGAACGGGUCCAUCCCCGACGGCCUCCAGCCCGUCCUGGUGGGCUCGCUGGUUCUGGUCAUCGGCGUCUCCAUGGGCUCCAACUGUGGAUACGCUCUGAACCCAGCCAGGGAUUUGGGCCCCCGGUUGUUCACGUACAUCGCAGGCUGGGGGGUGGACGUCUUCAAGGCUGGGGGGGGCUGGUGGUGGGUCCCCAUCGUGGGACCGUGUGCUGGAGCUCUGCUGGGAACCCUGAUCUACCAGCUGAUGGUUGAAGUCCACCACCCUCCCCUCCCCUCCGAGUGCCAGGCGUCCUGUGAGGAAGCCUCGGAAUCCAAGAUGGAGCUGGAGGCGGAGCCACACCUAAAAAGCCAGUGCUGAGCCGUGAGAGGCCGCCGCCUCCAGCAGCUGACUCCUGACCCCGCGGAGAAACCCGCCGAAAGCUGCGGCCCAGAGUCCGGGUUCACUGAGAUUACAGCAGCGAACUCUUUACACUCUUAAGGAGUUUAAAAUAAAACCUCAGACUUUCUGCUGCAGAGUCCAGAUAUGUUCCUGAACCGGAGAGACUCCAGAACCCCCCCAGACAGUCCAGAACCCCCCCACAGAGACUCCAGAACCCCCCCAGACAGUCCAGAUACGUUCCUGAACCGGAGAGACUCCAGAACCCCCCCAGACAGUCCAGAUACGUUCCUAAAACCGGAGAGACUCCAGAACCCCCCCAAACAGUCCAGAACCCCCCCCACAGAGACUCCAGAACCCCCCCCCCACAGGGGAGGGGCUUCAGGUGAAGAUGGAGUUCUCCUUCAAACACAACAAUUUACUCCACUAAAACAGAGAUUCUAAUAUAAAAAGGUUUGAAUCCA
Messenger RNA from Oryzias melastigma (Indian medaka), 1594 nucleotides. RefSeq names its product aquaporin 10b (gene aqp10b). The record is from RefSeq and is a predicted model, not a curated record. Gene Ontology annotation, biological process: glycerol transmembrane transport; water transport. Gene Ontology annotation, cellular component: basolateral plasma membrane; plasma membrane. Gene Ontology annotation, molecular function: water channel activity; glycerol channel activity; urea transmembrane transporter activity. The transcript is spliced from 6 exons. Bases 36 to 1112 code for a protein of 358 amino acids. Lineage: Eukaryota; Metazoa; Chordata; Actinopteri; Beloniformes; Adrianichthyidae.